UUAGUGUUCCAGCAAGACUUGAAGUAAUGGCAGAGUUCUUUGGUCAAACGUGAUAGUCACAGUCACCAUUUACUUAAAAUUGUUCUUUGCGCAUUACUGAUUAGCGGGCAUGUACAGAAUUUAGGCAUUUGGCCGGUCGAAAUUUAUUCAACCGCGUACCAAUGGUCGGUGAGUGAUCGCAUUUAAAACGGGUUAUUUACGUGUAAAAUUUUGAUUAACAUAAUACAAGGAAAUGAUUGUCGUAGCUUUGCUGUUGCUGAUAAGUACUGUAAAUGCACUUCCGAAGGGUGCUCCAACCUCGGUCUGUGAGCAUCUCACCCCCAAACACAAAGGCAUACCUGCACAGUCAGGAAAUGCACCAUACGAGAUAAGUGCAAUACCUCAGGACGACCACGUUCUGGUGACCAUCAAAUCCAACUUGGACUACCCAAUAGGAGGCUUAGUAUUGCAAGCUCGUAUGCCCAGUGGUAAAAUCGGUGGUAGAUUCCAAGCAAUUGAACACAAUGUCCACACGAUUACUUGCGAUAACCCUGACGACACGAUUACUCACGACGAUCCAUCGCCGAAACCACUGAUUGCGGUGAAAUGGACACCUCCCCAAGGCUACGAAGGGCCCGUGAUUUUCAACUCAACGAUCGCUCAAAAUUUCCAAACGUUCUGGAUCGGGGUCAGGUCCGAACCAUUGCAAAUUUUCUCCGGCGGCAACCGGCCGAGCACCUUCAAAACUUCAACAAUCCGCACGUCUACUUCGCCCCAUUACAAUCCUCAGGAGGAUACUACCCGCCAUGUUCAAUUUGACGCGUUCUACGAUGGCUGCGAUGAAACUAAGAAGUGUUUCGGCGCACCCGACGGUUGCGUUUCCGCACAGAACUGCAUGGUGGCGACGGCGAUUACUGUCGUCGGCGAUCAGUAUCAGAUUGAAUUGAAAUCUGCGUCGGCGAAGUGGGCUGGUUUGGGUCUCUCUUCUGAUAACAUGAUGGGCGAUGAUUCCGUGGUGGAGUGCGUCAAUGACGGGAAUGGUAUCAGGGCGUAUCUAUCGUGGACAACCCCCAAACCAAACCUCGGUGCUUUUAGAGUGCCAAACAAUCAAGAAGGUAUUAGGUUGGUAAACCACAGUGUAAUUGAUGAUACCUUAUAUUGUAAAGUAUUGCGUAACGCGAAAACGAGAGUGAAUAAUGUUGACUUCGAUUUGAUCAACACUCAAUACUUUCUGUUGGUUGCAGCUGGGAGACGUAUACAAGAGAAUUCUGUAGCGUUCCACGAUAUUGACUAUCUGGCUAGUGCCAGUAGUGGUUAUUUGGCGGACACGGGGAGAGUGGUUGGUGCUUCGAAACUGCUAGUGCGGCUACACGGUGCUUUUAUGUUAGCUGCGUGGAUCGGUACCGCAUCCAUCGGUACUUUACUCGCUCGAUACUAUCGGAAAACUUGGGUUGGCAAAACAAUUUGUGGCAAAGACCUAUGGUUUGCUUGGCAUCGCUUCUUUAUGAUUUGCACAUGGGCUUUAACUACAGUGGCCUUCAUCUUGAUAUUUGUGUUCCUAAAGGGAUGGUCUGGUGAAACUAGUAAUCCGCAUGCAAUACUUGGUUGCGUGGUUACCGGCUUAUGUUUCCUGCAACCCAUCGGUGCUUUCUUCAGACCACAUCCAGGCACGCCCAAGAGACCAAUUUUCAACUGGUUACAUUGGUUCGGAGGAAAUGCAGCUCAUAUACUUGCAAUUGUGACAAUAUUCUUUGCCGUCAAAUUAAACAAGGCAGACUUGCCCGAUUGGUUCGACUACAUACUUGCUGCGUUCGUAGCCUUUCACGUAGUCAUGCAUCUGGUGUUAUCGAUACUAGGAUGCGCCUCUGAGAACUCUUCCAAUCAGCGGAUAUCAUCUUUCCCGAUGAAAGACAUGGGGGGCAGCGGAAAAAUAAGCGAUCACAUGGUUAAUGUGGACGCACCGUAUUCAUGGACGCGCAAAUUAUUGCUCAGUUUAUACGUUCUUGUUUGUGGUGGUUUUGUUAUCGCUUUAAUUGCGGUAGUCGCCAUAGCGCCGAAGGCGAAUUAAAAUGUUUACCAAGGAGAACAGUUGAGACGUGUGUACCUACUCGAACGUACAAUUUUUUUUAUUUAUUUGAUUAUGUUAAUUAAUGUGUUGAAGAUAUUUUUUUACAGAUUUAUAAUUUUAAUAUUAAAUUAAGACCAGAAUAUCUAAAUGAUGUUGAUCUUUAAUUAACAAUUGCGCUACACCAAGUUCUGUUUUCUGUUUGACUUCAAUACAUCUCUGUGAUAUUUGGUAUUA
Messenger RNA from Photinus pyralis (common eastern firefly), 2281 nucleotides. Its product is annotated as putative ferric-chelate reductase 1 homolog. The transcript has 9 exons. Gene Ontology annotation, molecular function: oxidoreductase activity, acting on metal ions. Lineage: Eukaryota; Metazoa; Arthropoda; Insecta; Coleoptera; Lampyridae. The record is from RefSeq and is a predicted model, not a curated record. Bases 233 to 2047 code for a protein of 604 amino acids.